Molecule: messenger RNA, 3280 nt
Organism: Bacillus rossius redtenbacheri
Lineage: Eukaryota; Metazoa; Arthropoda; Insecta; Phasmatodea; Bacillidae
Product: zinc finger protein 117-like
Exons: 10
Coding region: 133-1848 (571 amino acids)
Source: RefSeq, a predicted model, not a curated record
GUUUUUAUUUAAAUUUCGUUAUCUAAGACUGGGUUUUAUUGUUUGUAAAUAUGGUUCAUUAUAAAUCUAAUAUUUUUUAUUAAAAAGUUUUUUUUAUAGUGUUUAAGAUUGUAAUAAUGUUAUUUACUAAAUAUGAGUGAGUGCGUGGUACGAAAUGUUUUCCUUAAUUUGGAACAGUUUUUGCAGAAGGUGGCGGCUCUCGACAUUUUCGAAGCCCUCAUCUUCAACUACAAGAUAAAGUCGAGUGACUGGUUGGAGCCGUCGGCACUGCACUUCGGAAGCUCGGUGGCAGAGUUCUCCAAGCAGCUGGAAGAGACGCUGCGUGUGUUCUACGCGCAGCGCCUGGAGCAGCUGCAGCAGGGGCAGCCGGCGGCGCGGGAGGCGCUCGGAGCAGAGGGCACGGCCGGCGCCCAGCACGCCCAGCUCGCCCAGACCUACACCUGCGAGCUGUGCUCCAGGAAGUUCCAGUCGGUGGCAAAGCUCUCGGCGCACAUCUCCCGGAGCCACCGGCACAGAGGGAGCAGCAGAUGUGACAUCUGUGAGCUGCAGCUGUCCUCGCCCGGCGAGCUGCUGUCGCACAACCAGACCGUCCACGACUCGGCCCAGCAGCUCUCCGGGGACGACUUCCCGUCGCUGCCGUUCCUGUGCUGUCGCACAUGUCUGUCCGCGCACAAGACGCUGCAAGGCUUCACCGCGCACACGUGCUCGCAGGCUCCCGGGACCGCGGGGGAGGCCAGGGGCGCCGGGCAGCAGCUGGUCGCCAGCACGGACCACCUGAGGGCGCUGCGCAAGUACCGCUGCGGGCUGUGCCGGGAGGAGUACCGCAGCCAGGCCCGCAUGCUGUACCACCUGGAGCGCUGUCGCCAGGGCCCGUACCUGUGCGAGCUGUGCGCCCACCAGUUCCCCUCCAAGAAGGAGCUCAACCUGCACAAGAAGAAGGCCCACAGGGGAGCCAAGUGCUUCUUCUGCGACGAGUGCUCUCUGGCGUUCAAGCUGCUCACCUCGCUGCAGAAGCACAAAGUGAACAGACACGAGAGCGAGCAAGGCUCCUACCCGUGCGAUCAGUGCAGCCAACACUUCACCAAGAAAAUACACCUCACCAACCACAAGAUACGGAUGCACAAGAUGGACCGGAAGUUCCUUUGCCAGGUUUGUGGCCACAAGUUCACCAACUCCAACAGCUUGAACACUCACCUGAAAACACAUUCGGAAAAAAAGAGGUUCAAAUGUUCCUACUGCAAGAAGCUGUUCCGGCAGAAAGAGAAACUGAAGUAUCACACACGAAUACACACAGGGGAGAAGCCUCACGUCUGUCAGACGUGCGGCAAGAGCUUCAUACGCAAGUCGCAACUGCACGACCACGCGCUGCGCCACCAGGGCAAGAAGCGCCACAGCUGCGCGGACUGCAACAAGACCUACGCCGGUCUCUGGGACCUCAAGCAGCACAUCAGGAAGAAGCACUCAGCACCGACAGAGCCCGUGGCCACGGAGGCAGGCUCCCAGCCGUGCGGGGACGUGGAGGAACAGCCCGCGGCGACCACUGCGACCACUGCCACCUCCGAGGCGUGCGAAGGAGGGAAGCCGGCCGCUGCUCUGUGCACGAUGCAGAGCACGGUGCUAGGUGCGUGCGAGGUGUCGGUGCCCAAGCUGUUGCCCGUGGUGCAGCUGGGGGAGGUGAUACAGGCCGACCACACCACCGCGGACAACUCCAAGUACAUAGUGUACCUGGGGGCCAUGCAGCCCCUCGCCAGCGACACCCUGCAGCUGAUCGACCUGCAGCUGCUGAGCCAGCCCACCUACGUGCUGGCCUGCGCCUCCGGCCUGGACCUCCCCACCAUCACCUAUUAGCAGCACCAUCGUGCUGUACAUCCCCACCAUCACCUAUUAGCAGCACCAUGAACAACCAGUCGUGCUGUACAUUCCCACCAUCACCUAUUAGCAGCACCAUGAACAACCAGUCGUGCUGUACAUCCCCACCAUCACCUAUUAGCAGCACCAUGAACAACCAGUCGUGCUUUACAUUCCCACCAUCACCUAUUAGCAGCACCAUGAACAACCAGUCGUGCUGUACAUCCCCACCAUCACCUAUUAGCAGCACCAUGAACAACCAGUCGUGCUGUAGAUCCCCACCAUCACCUAUUAGCAGCACCAUGAACAACCAGUCGUGCUUUACAUUCCCACCAUCACCUAUUAGCAGCACCAUGGACAACCAGUCAUGCUUUACAUUCCCACCAUCACCUAUUAGCAGCACCAUGAACAACCAGUCGUGCUGUAGAUCCCCACCAUCACCUAUUAGCAGCACCAUGAACAACCAGUCGUGCUGUAGAUCCCCACCAUCACCUAUUAGCAGCACCAUGAACAACCAGUCGUUCUUUACAUUCCCACCAUCACCUAUUAGCAGCACCAUGAACAACCAGUCGUGCUGUAGAUCCCCACCAUCACCUAUUAGCAGCACCAUGAACAACCAGUCGUGCUUUACAUUCCCACCAUCACCUAUUAGCAGCACCAUGAACAACCAGUCGUGCUGUAGAUCCCCACCAUCACCUAUUAGCAGCACCAUGAACAACCAGUCGUGCUUUACAUUCCCACCAUCACCUAUUAGCAGCACCAUGAACAACCAGUCGUGCUGUAGAUCCCCACCAUCACCUAUUAGCAGCACCAUGAACAACCAGUCGUGCUGUAGAUCCCCACCAUCACCUAUUAGCAGCACCAUGAACAACCAGUCGUGCUGUAGAUCCCCACCAUCACCUAUUAGCAGCACCAUGAACAACCAGUCGUGCUGUACAUCCCCACCAUCACCUAUUAGCAGCACCAUGAACAACCAGUCGUGCUUUACAUCCCCACCAUCACCUAUUUUUAGAGUCCUUUAAAAUGAGCAAUUGUGAUAAACUCUAAAAAUAAUACACUUUCUGAUGCUUUGAAGAAAUAAUGCAAUUUUGUCAUUUUUUUUUUCAAUUUUUUUACAAGUUCCUAUAGAAACAAGAUCUCAUUUUAUGAAUGUUACGUUUUCACAACUUUCUUGGCAAAAUAUCUUGAAAUAAGUGCUUUGUAGAGAGAAAAAAAUGCAUAUGAUAAAACUUGUUGCUAAUUUAACUAUAAAAAAAAUGUGUGCGUGUACUUAUGUAGGCGCGUGAGAAGUUAUACUUCUUUGGCAUCAUAAAAAAUAGUUUUUAAUUGUAUGCAAAUAAUUAAUUACAAUACAAUAAAAAAAUGGCUGGAAAAAAAUAGUCAACACAGUUAAUAAAGUUCAGUUUAAAUUUGAAAAAUUAAAUAAAUAAAA